CCGACAGCCACCAAACAACUCGGUACGUAUGAGCAAGCCCAUCGUUCUAUGGCAUCCACAAGCAAUCCUAAGCUCAGACGACGCAUGUACCACCAUCCUCAAGUAUGCUCUACCAACCACGUCUUCCGCUGCCGCCCCAUAUCAUUCUGCCUUCACGGCUGGUCGGCCACUUUCCUAUGUCCCUCCGCUCACCUACUUCUGCAUACAGAAGGUGCUUGACUUCCCAGAUCAGGUACAUGCUCUUGGUCGUGCUCGACUAAGUUAUCGAGCGGCUGGUUCCCCGGAUGUAUACGAUCCUCUGCGUGCACUGAUACCUGAAUACCGCGACAACAAGUCCUUCGAUCUGACAAGGGUUGACCCGCGCCUAUGGUCUCUCAUUGUUCAGCUUUAUUAUGGUGUCCCGGACGCGUUCCGUCAUUAUGUUCUUCCGCUAUCGGACGAACACCUACCUUUGCUACAGCGCAUCCCGUCUACCCCAGAGUUCGCAUUGCUCACCGUGCUCGAGCUACCAUGUUGUGCAGAACUGACAGAUGACAACGUCAUUGAGCUCAAAGCGCUGCAUGGCCUGUGCGCAUUUGACGCAAGUGGGACAGCGCUCAGCGCCUGGGGCAUCAAGAGGCUAUCUAAGACUUUGACCUUUGCUGAAGACGAAGAGCAAGGCGAUGAUUCUUCUGCUACUGCGCGGAGAGGUCCAUGGGGUCUACGAAUCCUCGGCCUCAGACACUGCAUGAGUAUCAAGAGUGACGUCUUCGACUGUCUCACCAACUUCCCCUUGCUCUGCGUAGUAGAUCUCAGGGGCACACGUUGCGUACAAAAUAAUCCCGGUCCCUUUCGUCCAAGCAAGGAAUCUAUUCUAUUUAACACCGCCUCUAUGGCAGAAGCUCUCGACCAGCUUGCACAACUACAUUCACCUAGCUCUCUGUUCUCGAAUCCACAUCCAUAUUUCCUUCUGAUCGACUCGCUGUAUCAUCAUGCUACCCCGUUCACGAUGAGAGGGUCGUUGGAGUCAUCGGAAACAACCGAGCUGCAGCUCCUAUCGCGAGGGCGAAAGGACGUUUUCUUGCCAUAUCAGCCUCGCCCACCUUCCCCGGAUAUUUUUAGAGGUAUUAGUGAUGAAGGUGAUGACUUUGACGAUGACGCGAGGGACACGUCCGAUAAUGAUGAUGAUUCGAGCGCAGAAAACAGUCCUGCUAGUGUCUCUGGGGAAGAGGACGGAACGGACGAUGAAUUUGGUGAUGAUGAGUCGCAAAGCGAGGAUGGAUAUGGGCUUACUUUCUCCGACGAUGACAUUGACUCUGCCGAGGAGAAUUUCGCUGCGGGGCAAGAAGCAUACCUGCAUGCUCAACGUCAAGCGGCGCUGCGAUUCUACGAAAACCCUUCGGCCGCAAGGACAGCGCCGUCCGAGCGGAUGCCAUCCCUAUCAUCGAUGCUUCCACGGGUGGACUCGAGUGCUGUGCCGGCGGGAUCCCGAAGUCAUGCUGCGCAGGAGGCAGCUGCGGACCCAUUCAUGCUUGCACGUCCACCACCACCGUGGAGUUCGCUCCCCAAGUCACUCGCCGAAUGGAAGGCGAGGAUACGAGAAUCGCAGGAGCGUCCGAGCAAGAGAGCUCGUGUGGGAGAUCGGCUGGUAGAUGGAAACGCCGUGCGUUCGGAUGGAGCGCGGAACCACGCACGAGUCGAGCAGAACGUGCGGAAGAUGCAGGCAGCAGUUCGAGCGCGCAAAGCUGCUGCUGCACGUAUUCAGGAGGAAAAAAGCGGUGCGAGCGGGCAGAAGGUACCCUCUGCCAAUCCAUUCCUUCGAAAAAAGCAAACUGCGCGAAGCACCCGCCGGGAAGGCCGGGAUUGUGUACUCCCACGCGAAUCAGUGAAAGACGCCGCCAUCAUUUCCAGCGAUAACACUGGCCGCACAAAUAAGCCCCUGCAGCCGAUCUCGCAGCUAAAGGUGCCAACAAUUCCUGCUGAGUGCAGACCGCGUUCAAGAGACAAAACUACCGCGCCAAAGCUGUCCAAGAGACGGAGUAGCAUCCAGACGACAUUACCAGCGUUGAUCAAGGCCCGCAGCACAGAGACAUUGCAAGUGAAAUCACCAAAGCCAGACGAGGACCAUUCGAAUAUUGACAAGGUGAAAAUCAGGCCGGGUGAUAAGGGUGGGAAGGCGGCGAGCAAGGGUCAUGUCACGGAUGGGCGUUUCGACUGGAGACGAUGGAGUGAUGUAGGUGUUCGUCGACCUCGUUAGCGUUUAUGUACUCCAGAAUUCAUAUAAGUUUAUCCACAAAGGCAAUGGUGGAUGCAUACG
Messenger RNA from Laetiporus sulphureus 93-53, 2296 nucleotides. RefSeq lists its product as uncharacterized. The record is from RefSeq and is a predicted model, not a curated record. Bases 29 to 2236 code for a protein of 735 amino acids. The transcript has 2 exons. Lineage: Eukaryota; Fungi; Basidiomycota; Agaricomycetes; Polyporales; Laetiporaceae.